GAACAGUUUCAGGUUAAGUACGGACCUCCGGAACGAAUUAAGUACUUAACCCGAGGUACCACUAUAGACUGCCUUUGGACAUGGAGGUUCUUACCCCCCCCCCCAUCCUUCCCUGACUUUGGGACUGGAUUCUUGAGCAUCACUUCCUCCGCGCCCCACUCGCCCCACCAAAACCCCUUCUCGACCUGGCGACGGGGAGCUCUCCUUACCCACCGCCCACCCCCAGACGCUUCCUGCGGUGCCCCCUCGUCGUCGUCGUCCUCCUGCUUCAGAAGCAGCGGCAACGAGAAAGCAUCGAGCCCUUCCAAGCCCCGGGGCCGGUUUCCAGGGCAACUCUGAACGCCCGAUCCCAUUGUGACCUCCGCUCCCUCCAGCGGGGAGGCAUUGGCCAGCCAUGGCUCAGCGCAGUCCGGUCCAGUCCCCGGUCAGGGGAGGCGCCAUGGAGGCGGGGAAGCCCGAGGACGCCCCGCCGGCCGUGGUCACUUUCUUCCAGCCCCACGUCGGCGGCCAAGUGCUGGUGCUUUUCAGGUAAAAGGGCUGGGUGGAUGGGGGGAGCGGGGCACAGGGAGGUAGGGGAGGGGCUUCACUCGUGACACUCUCCCCUCUCAAUCAGGAGUUUGCCCCGUUUUGCCUCUGAACAUGUGCAGAGUUCUUUUCCUCCCCGAAAGGGGAAAAUACUUUUUUGGGGCACAGGGAGGUAGGGGAGGGGCUUCACUCGUGACACCCUCCCCUCUCAAUCAGGAGUUUGCCCCGUUUUGCCUCUGAACAUGUGCAGAGUUCUUUUCCUCCCCGAAAGGGGAAAAUACUUUUUCUGGGCACAGGGAGGUAGGGGAGGGGCUUCACUCGUGACACCCUCCCCUCUCAAUCAGGAGUUUGCCACCUUUUGCCUCUGAACAUGUGCAGAGUUAUUUUCCUCCCUGAAAGGGGAAAAUAAAUUUUUUUGGGGGGGGUCCCUCUUUCGCAAAUGUAAAUAUUGCACAGUCCCGAUGAAAGGCCCUUGAACAUGUGCAGAGUUCUUUCGUUCCCUGACAGAAGACGGAAGAGGCAUUGUUUUGCUUUCACCCCCAUUGUGUCUGCAUGAAUUGCAUGCCAUGUUCAGGGGUAGUAAGGCAGCCCCCAGUGACAUGCCUCUGAGCAUUUGCAGAGUUAUUUUGCUUCAGGAGGGAAGAAGGGUUUAUCUGUUGUUCCUCACAUAUAAAGCUUGUUUAUGUGUCUCCUUUAGGGGUUGCAAGGCAGCUUCUCUGAGAGUUUUUUCGUUGAAAGAAGAGGAAAGAGGGUUGGGGGGGUUGUCUUUCCACAAACAUAAAGUUUUAUAUUAUGUGUAUGUAAAAAAUAAUAUUCUCUGUCAUGCGUAUGGCAGUUGCUUUUGGUUAAAACAAAAAACUAGUGACCCAGAACAGAUCUCGCAACACCUUUUAUCCUGGGCAUUUUCACAGCACUUUGCAUAUGCUCUUGAAAUCCUUACAAUAACCUUGCAAUGUAUAUCAGUAUAAAUAUUGUUCAGAUAUUGCAGAGGGCCUGAGACUAAGAAAGAAAGAAGGCCUGACUUUUCUAUAAGUCACGAGGUUAGAAAGACAAGGUUCGAACCAGGGACUGCCUUGUUUAUUUAAAUCUUAAAAUGUUUAUUUGCUUCCCCCCCCCAAAGAGGCUUACGAAAAUAAGAAGGCAGCUAUAUCAGUGUUGCAAGAAAAAGAUAAAAACACAUUCAAAUCUUCCAUAACAUAAUAUUUCAGCCUUCAUCCAGCGAGCAGGAGAAAAUGGCUCAUGGAAAAUUAACUUGCAUGUGGUUCAGCCUCCUCCUAGCUCCUAGAAUACACCAGUGUGAAGAGACAGUGUGGUGUAAUGGUUAUAGUGCCAGACUAUGACCUGGGAGACCAGGGUUCAAAUCCUUACUCAGCCACAAUGAAGCUCACUGGGUGACCGCAGGCCAGUCGCUGUCUCUCAGCCUAACCUACCUCACAGGGUUGUUGUGAUGGUAAAAUCUGGAUUAAGGAGAACCAUGUGUACUACCUUGAGCUCCCUGAGGUAUAUAAAUGUAUGAAAUAAAAAAGUUUUAGGCCUACAGGUGGAUAUUCCUAAAUUGGUGGUAUUUACUCCCUUAAUUUUGGAGGGAGGCAGUAGCAAAUGCGGUUCUAACCAGGCGCCUUUCCCCCGUGCAGUUUGCUCAGUGGCAGCGAAGCCGUUUUAAAGAGGUUCUUACCCAAGAGUCAUCUUUCUAAGGUGAUCAUUCGUGACAACAUCAGUGUCCAGAGAGUGCACGAUAUCAAGGUACAUCUCACUACUGAACCUCCUUACCUGAGCCUUCCUGCUUGUGUUACAUUUCAAAUGCAAGAGAAUGUUUCUUUAGGCUGGUGAGCCAAAUAGCUAUUGUGUAUCUGGGAAAUUGUUUGUUUACCUCUAUCUCUUUUAUGUUCAAGAAGCUCCCUUUGUGUCAAUGGAGGAAGAAGGCGUUCUGUGCACACAAUGUCCUUGCAAAUCAACUCCAUCCACAGGAAUGAGCAGAGUUGUGGAGGUGGAAAGAGCUCCACAUGGCUCCCAAACCAGGAAUACUUUGGCUGCAUUUGCACAGCGGUUUAUCCCAUUUCCCCAGAGCUUCCCUUUAAUCUCAGCAUUAUAUUUGAGCUUUCAUACAACGCAAAAGCCACUUCUGGAAAACUAAUGGAAUACAGUGCAGAUUGGGCAUUUUGUUUCCAUGUUUUUGAGCCCCCGAAAAUGUGUUUGCAGCCCCCAGUUUACCUGGAAAAUUGUGGGAGUAAAGCAAUGAAAUUUGGGGUAGUAUACUGGCAUAUGUCCCCCCCCCCCGCUCUUUUAAUGGGGGAAAUAGAAGCACACAUAUGUGGAAAGGGCGGUGGCGGCAGCGGGGCAGUUAAUGACAUUAUCCAGUGACAUGCACGUCUGAAUGCACCCCUAGGUUACACAACUGGAUUUUGUGUUCAAGCACAACAAACCCGCUUCUGACCAGGUAGAGUGGCAUGAAUUUCACGCACAAGCUCUGAUUGGCUGAGUAGUUUGUAGGGCUUUUCCUUCUGUAUGUUUGGCUAUAUGUCUCCCAUGAAUGGAGAAAGACAGAACCUCUCUGUUCCUUAAUCCUCAGAUUAUGCACCGGUUUGGUUCAGCUUGCUUAGAGUGUUAUUAAGACUUUUCUCUCUGGACUUUUGUCUGUGUUUAUUUAAGUGACUUUGCUAACAGUUGCUUCUGAUUUCUUAAAGCUCAAGCACAUUGAAGAAAGCAAAAGGAAGAUGGGCAAUCUCUUUGACCAGAUGAUGAAGAAGUUUGUGCAUGACCAGCAGAAGAAAAUGAACCGCUGGAAGAAGGAAUAUGGCCACUACCAGAGAAUGCUGGAAAAGAUUGACCAGAGGGCCUGGCUCAAAGCCCACACCUCAACCUUUGCACUGCCAGAGCUAACAAAGGCCAAGGAUGUCACAGGAUGGAAAAAUGUGAACCUGCCACAGCAAAACAGGCUUAGGUAACUUGAGUGACCAUGAGCUAAAGGAGUGGCUUCAUGGUUCCACUUGGCACAGAAAAUCAUCAUGAAAAAGACCCAUGCGUUUCCCCCCCCCGCCCCGUAGGCUUUCCUGCUGGCUUGUCUCAUUAGGAUAAUGGAAUUAAAGUUAAUACAAGGCCUUCACAGCAUUCAUGUGGCACAAAUGUUUCUGUUGUAGGCCUUUAAUUGGAUUUUUUUUGAUGUUCAGAGGGCUUUACAGUCUUUUUGCAGGUCCAGCCUUACCAUUAGGCAAAAUGCAGCAGCAGAUUUUGGGUGUUAUGGAAAAGUAGCAAAUUGUUAGCUAUUGACCCAUUUAUUAUUAUUGUAUUCUUACUGACAGGAAGGGGGAAAGGUGCUUGUGGGUUGGUUUGGAUUUUUUUGCCUCAGGUGCUAAAAUACCUGUUUGGCCUUGGACGCUUUGCAACUUGAUUUGGGGUGGGAGGGGGCACCAGGCUGUUCUAUCUCAAGUGGCAUAAUGUCUUGGACUGUCCUGGUCUUUUGGUUCUCUGCAACCUGUUAUUCCCUGUUUACAGAUAGUUGAUUGACUAAGGCCUAAGGUGAGCCUGUGACCAUGGGGGGGUAUUUGAACCAGCUUGUCCAGAUCGAUUGGAUGCUUCCAAAAUGAGAUGCAUUUGGAAAGUGCAUUGAAAUGGUACAUGCUGCGUCCGUGGGGUCCUUUUCUGCAGAUUGGUGUUCUGGUAUGCAGCUGGCCGGCAAAAUUUGCAUGGAACUACACAACACCCCCAUUCCCAAACACCAGUUGUAUCUGCAUUGCAGCCAAGGUUGUGCAUAGCACACGUUGAAGGAGACAGAAGUACCUGGGUUUAUUUAGUGUCUGUACCCUGCUCUUUAGUCACAAAGACUCCCAUGGCAGCUUACAAACAAUCAGAUAUAACUGUCACUGUCUGCAGGCCUACAACGUAAAAUACAUGGCACACAAGGAAAGAAGUAUAGGGAUGGAAGAGGAAGAGAGCAAACCCAAGAGCACUUCUUAAAGUAAAAAAGUAGUUCUUAUAACUACUUAGAGUGGAAACAGUUCAGCGGCCAGAGAUGCUUGAUGAAGCUGGUCUUAGGAACACAGGAAGCUGCCUUAUACAGAGUCAGGCAGGCCAUUGGUCCAUCUUGCUCAGUAAUAUCUACAAUGACUGGC
This is a messenger RNA of Podarcis lilfordi (Lilford's wall lizard), 4634 nucleotides long. The record is from the annotation of a GenBank genome assembly. Lineage: Eukaryota; Metazoa; Chordata; Lepidosauria; Squamata; Lacertidae.